Molecule: messenger RNA, 1698 nt
Organism: Haliaeetus leucocephalus (bald eagle)
Lineage: Eukaryota; Metazoa; Chordata; Aves; Accipitriformes; Accipitridae
Product: cryptochrome-2-like
Exons: 9
Coding region: 1-1692 (563 amino acids)
Biological process (GO): circadian regulation of gene expression; entrainment of circadian clock by photoperiod
Cellular component (GO): cytoplasm; nucleus
Molecular function (GO): FAD binding; DNA binding
Source: RefSeq, a predicted model, not a curated record
AUGCAGCACAGCUCUAUCCACUGGUUUCGGAAAGGUCUCCGGCUGCACGACAACCCGGCGCUGCUGGCAGCGGCCACUGAUUGCCACCACCUUCAUCCCCUCUUCAUCCUUGACCCAUCCAGCAGCCGGGCAGGCACCAACGCCUGGCGGUUCCUCCUCGAUGCCCUGCGGGACUUGGAUGGGAGCCUGCGGGAAAUGGGCUCCAGGCUGUUCGUGGUGCAGGGCUGCCCAGAGGAGGUGUUCCCCCGUCUCUUCCAUGCCUGGGGGACAACACGGUUGACCUUCGAGGUGGACACCGAACCCUCCGCCCGCCGGCGUGAUGCCACUGUGGCCGAGCUGGCGGAACGGCAUGGCGUGGAGGUGAUCCAGGAGGUGUCCCACACCCUCUACGACACCAAGAGAGUCCUUGCCUUGAACGAUGGCAAAGCCCCCCUGACCUACAAGGGCCUGCAGAGCCUCCUGGCAUCCCUCGGACCCCCAGAGAAGCCAGCCCCAACACUCACAUUGGAACACCUCCAGGGCUGCCACACCCCAUGCCAGGUCAGCCAUGACACUGAGUACGGGGUCCCCACCUUGGAGGAGCUGGGCCAGGACCCCACCGAGGUGGGUCCUCACCUCUACCCCGGCGGGGAGACAGCAGCGCUUGCCCGGCUCAACUCACUCAUGGACAGGACGGCCUGGCUGUGCGGCUUCAAGAAGCCCGAGACAGAGCCCACCUCGCUGAGCCCCAGCACCACAGUCCUCAGCCCCUACCUCAAAUUCGGCUGCCUAUCGGUCCGCACCUUCUGGUGGUGGCUGGACGAGGUCUACCAGGGGCGGGAGCACUCCCAGCCCCCUGUCUCCUUGCACGGGCAGCUCCUCUGGAGGGAAUUUUUCUACACCGCCGGUGCUGGCAUCCCCAAUUUUGACAGGAUGGUCGGCAACCCCAUCUGCCUGCAGGUCAACUGGGACAACAACCCCCAGCACCUCCGUGCCUGGAGAGAGGGCCAGACAGGCUACCCCUUCAUCGACGCCAUCAUGACCCAGCUACGCACCGAGGGCUGGAUCCACCACCUUGCUCGGCAUGCCGUUGCCUGCUUCCUCACCCGCGGGGACCUUUGGAUCUCCUGGGAAGAAGGGCUGAAGGUCUUUGAGGAGCUCCUGCUGGACGCCGACUGGUCCCUCAAUGCCGGCAACUGGCUGUGGCUGUCAGGCAGCGCCUUCUUCCACCGAUACUUCCACAUCUACUCACCCAUCGCCUUCGGCAAGAAGACAGACAGGGACGGGGCAUACAUUCGAAAAUACCUCCCUGUCCUCAAGGAUUUCCCCGCCAAGUACAUCUACGAACCGUGGAAGGCACCACAGGCUGUGCAGGAACAGGCAAGCUGCUUGGUGGGCACCCACUACCCCCAGCCCAUCGUGGAGCAUGGGGCGGCGAGCAAGAGGAAUCUGGGGCGCAUGAAGGCAGCCCGCGCCCAGAAAGGUAACAAAUCCCCCAGGAGGCAUCAAGCUCCCCUUGCACCCUGCCACCACUCCAGCUGCCUUCCUCUCCUCCAGGCACCAAGCGGGAACAACCAGCUGGCCCCUCAGUGGCUGAAUCACAAAGGAAAAAGCGCAAGGCCGAGCAGCACUGACCCCCACAGGGACCCGCAGCCAUGGGUCAGGCACCACUUGUCCGGUUUUGACCCAUUUUGCUCAACUGCCUCGCAUUAAUCCCUU